UUUCAUUUUGUACAGGUAUUAUACUUGUAGUAAGACAAUGCCUGGUUCACUCGGUUUCGAAGAACAGGAUGCUAAAACCUUUGCUUCCUGGGGUAUUGAUUAUUUGAAGUAUGAUAACUGUCACCAUGAUGGAUCAAAGCCAAUUGAAAGGUAGUGUAGUUGUCUUCUUUGUUUUGAUUUGCAGCCAUAUAUAUGCUUAUAUAUUGCUUUAAUUUUUUGUGUAGAUAUCCUGUUAUGACUAAAGCUUUGAAGAAGGCUGGCCGCCCCAUAUUCUUUUCUCUGUGUGAAUGGGGAGAAAUGCACCCUGCUGAAUGGGGUUUCCAUGUAGGAAAUAGCUGGAGGACAACUUGUGACAUAACUGAUACAUGGGAAAGUAUGAUUUCGAGAGCUGAUCAAAAUGAAUUGUAUGCUCAAUAUGCAAGGCCUGGUGGUUGGAAUGAUCCGGACAUGCUUGAGAUCGGGAAUGGAGGGAUGACGAAAGAUGAAUAUAUAGUACAUUUCAGCUUAUGGGCUAUUUCCAAGGCUCCUCUUCUUCUCGGCUGCGACAUAAGGAAUAUGACACAAGAGACUAUAGAGAUCAUUUCAAACAAAGAGGUCAUUGCUGUUAACCAAGAUUCUUAUGGUAUUCAAGCUAGGAAGGCUAGGAUGCACGGUGAUGAAGAGAUUUGGGUUGCGCCACUUUCCAGCUAUAGGACAGCAGUGGUCAUUCUCAAUAGGGGUUCAGUUCGCUAUUCUGUAACCGCGUUCUGGGAGGAUAUGGGACUAGACCCCAACACUGUAGUUGAAGCUAGGGACCUUUGGGAGCAUAAAACACUGAAGAACCGGUUUGUGGGCAAUAUUACAACAAUGUUGAACCCUCAUUCAUGCAAAAUGUAUGUGUUGAAACCAGUUUCUUGAACUUAGUGAUUCUUGAAUUGGGUCACUUUCUUUUCCUUUUUUUUUUUUUGGAUUAGCAUUUUGGAAUUAGUUCUUUAAUAAUAUUUGAUGAAGCAAGCUUUCCUCUUUAAUGUAGUUGGAUUAGCAUUUGUAAUUAGUUUCUUAAUAAUAUGAAUGAAGCAAGCUUUUUUACUCCAAUGUUAGAUGUGGUUGCUGUACUCUUGCAGAUUUUUUUCAUAUUUAUUCAUUAGAUUCAAGUCA
Molecule: messenger RNA, 1137 nt
Organism: Gossypium raimondii (Peruvian cotton)
Lineage: Eukaryota; Viridiplantae; Streptophyta; Magnoliopsida; Malvales; Malvaceae
Product: alpha-galactosidase 1
Exons: 9
Coding region: 193-897 (234 amino acids)
Biological process (GO): carbohydrate metabolic process
Molecular function (GO): hydrolase activity, hydrolyzing O-glycosyl compounds
Source: RefSeq, a predicted model, not a curated record